GUUCCCAUUAUUCAAUGGGAAGUCAAGUUGUUGAUAACAAGUUCACUUGGGUGAUUGAAAACUUCCGCACUUUGCAAUCUGAGAAAAUCUAUUCUGAUGAAUUCAUCAUCGGCGGAUGCAAAUGGCACCUUAUUGCUUAUCCCAAGGGACAUAAGGCUGCUGAUUGCUUGUCUCUGUUUCUGACAGUCGCCAAACGUGAAUCGUUGCCUGAUGGAUGGAUGAGAGACGCACAAGUUUACUUGACGAUUGUCAAUGAACAUUCCCAAUCACUCUCCCAACUAAAAGAAUUCCGAAAGUGCUUUGAUGAGAAGACUCGCUCUUGGGGUUUCUUAGAAAUGCUCCCGCUUACUUUCAUUCAUCACAAAGAUAGUGGUUUCUUGGUAAACGGGGAGCUCAAGAUUGUUGCCAAAAUAGAUGUUCUUAAAGCUAUUGGUGGUAUACUAGAUGAAUCUGAAGAGGCAACCCAACCUCUGAAAAAGAGAAAGCAAGGAAAUGAUGGCAAUGAUACUGUGUUGUCUUCUUCUAGUGAUUUACCACUCAACAAUACUCAACAACUCGAGGAAAGCUUUUUUGAAGUCAAUGGGUUUCUUGUUCUUCCUUCACAGGUAGAAACUGUGAAGCAUAUAUUUCAAGCUCACCCAGACAUUGCAUCCGGAGUCCAAACAAAGUGUCAGCAUUUGAGGACAACGUACAUUAAUAUCCUCCUCGGAGUAAUUCAGACGCUGUGCCAACCACCUCAGGAACUCACCGAUGAUGAUCUGAAACGAGCUUCUUAUGCAUUGGCUUGCGUAGUAACCGCAGGAUUUCAAGUGGAUUGGUUGGAGAACAACCUGCAUCAAGUGUUGGAAAAUAAGUUUACAGUGCUAAUUGGUGAGACUCAGCUGUUAGAAAUGGAGUUCAAGCUGCUGAGUUUGAAAUUGGAACGCAUAGAGCUAGAAGCUAGUAUGAAGCAAAAGAAAGAAGAGGUUGCAGUUGCCAAAAUACCUCUUUCAUUCGAUGAUUUGCUUUGA
Molecule: messenger RNA, 1010 nt
Organism: Eutrema salsugineum
Lineage: Eukaryota; Viridiplantae; Streptophyta; Magnoliopsida; Brassicales; Brassicaceae
Product: MATH domain and coiled-coil domain-containing protein At3g58370
Exons: 4
Coding region: 15-1010 (331 amino acids)
Molecular function (GO): protein binding
Source: RefSeq, a predicted model, not a curated record